Molecule: messenger RNA, 524 nt
Organism: Cydia amplana
Lineage: Eukaryota; Metazoa; Arthropoda; Insecta; Lepidoptera; Tortricidae
Gene: GOBP1
Product: general odorant-binding protein 1-like
Exons: 3
Coding region: 29-520 (163 amino acids)
Molecular function (GO): odorant binding
Source: RefSeq, a predicted model, not a curated record
GAACUCCGCAAAAACCCCACAACCAAUCAUGUCGCCCUUAGCCCGGCUGGUGCUGUCGCUGGCAGCGCUUGCGCUCGCGCACGCCACCGUGGAGGUGAUGAAGGACGUCACUCUUGGCUUCGGAGAGGCGCUCAAGCAGUGCAGAGAGAGUUCCGGCCUGACAGAAGAGAAGAUGGAGGAAUUCUUCCACUUCUGGCGUGACGACUUCAAGUUCGAGCACCGGGAGCUCGGCUGUGCCAUCCAGUGCAUGUCCAGGCACUUCAACCUGCUCACCGAUGGAGAGAGGAUGCAUCAUGAGAACACAGACAAGUUCAUCAAGUCUUUCCCUAACGGUGAGGUGUUGUCCAAACAAAUGGUAGCCCUGAUCCACUCCUGCGAGCAAAAGUUUGAUGACAUGGAGGACCACUGCUGGCGAAUCCUGCGCAUCGCCGAGUGCUUCAAAAGCAGCUGCCAGGAGCGCGGCAUAGCGCCAUCUAUGGAGAUGAUGAUGGCUGAGUUUAUUAUGGAGUCUGAGUCUUAAAACU